AAUCCUCUCUCUGUGUCUCUCCUUUCUUUAUUAUAGGAGGAAAAAAACAAUAUUUUGUUUUAUAAAAUGGAGAUUCACAAAGUUAAUGAUACUCACGUCCCCCACAACAAUCCUCAGACCCUUUCUUCAAUCCAACUCCACCGUCUCAAUCUCUCUCACUGAAACCUUCUCUCACCCCACAAAAAUCAAAUCUUUGUUUUCUCUGGACUGUUUCUUUUUAAUUUUUUUUAAUUUCUCGAGAAUACGUUGUUUUCAUUGCCAGCCAUGACCGAGGUCCUCCACUCUCCUUCCCAUUUUCCUUCGUCUCCAAGCACCACUUCGUCUUCCACCACUUCUUCUUCCUUGACCUGUAUACCCCCGCAGUCCCCUUCUUGUUCUCUUCUUGCAGAUGGUGAGGGUUCUACGGUGACUGUCUGUGACCCAGAAGGGGUCGAGGACACGGAGAGGCAGAGCAGAGAUCAGCUUUCUUUGUUGGCUCUUCUUGUGACCAUCUUUAGGAAAUCUUUGGCGGCUUGCAAGAGUGAUAGGAGGGAGCUUUGUGCCAUGGAGAUCGGGUGGCCGACGAAUGUGCGUCAUGUGGCGCAUGUUACCUUUGAUAGGUUCAAUGGCUUCCUGGGGUUACCUGUGGAGUUUGAGCCUGAAGUGCCCAGAAGGGCUCCCAGUGCAAGUGCUACUGUUUUUGGAGUUUCCACAGAAUCCAUGCAGCUGUCAUAUGACUCCAGAGGGAAUAGUGUGCCAACAAUACUCUUGCUAAUGCAAAAUCGUUUGUAUGCUCAAAGAGGUUUGCAGGCAGAAGGGAUAUUCAGAAUUAACGCAGGGAACAGCCAGGAGGAGUAUGUUAGGGACGAACUAAAUAGGGGUUUGGUGCCAGAUGGCAUUGAUGUGCACUGUUUGGCAGGACUUAUCAAGGCAUGGUUCAGGGAACUCCCAACUGGGGUUCUGGACUCUUUAUCCCCAGAACAGGUAAUGCAAUGUCAAACUGAGGAAGAUUGUGCUGAGCUUGUGAGACUCCUACCCCCAACAGAAGCUGCUCUACUGGAUUGGGCCAUCAACCUGAUGGCUGAUGUUGUCCAGCAAGAACAUUUAAACAAGAUGAAUGCACGCAACAUCGCCAUGGUUUUUGCACCAAACAUGACUCAGAUGGCAGACCCCUUAACUGCGUUGAUGUAUGCAGUCCAAGUGAUGAACUUCCUCAAGACACUUAUCUUAAGGACACUGGAAGCAAGACAAGAUUCCAUAAUUGAUCCAACUCCUGCUUGCCAUGUAGAUCCAAAUAAUGAGAAUGGAGACGAGAGCCCUUCACAGUCCUGCAUGGAAGAUGCAGAAAAAGCCAAUGAAGAGGUGGAUCAAGCCUUCAUUGUCAAAGAGUCUAUGUUGGAAAGUUCCUCCAACUCUUGUGAGAACACUCAGAUUACUGAUGUAGAAGACCCUAGCCCUCUGACUGCUGUUGAGAAGCAGAGUGGUGAUGGGAAUUGCCCCUAUCAGACUCCGGCUAAUGCUGAGAUGUUCACUAAUGAAGUUGAGGUGGGUGGAGUUGACUUUCUUAAGGUUGCUGUUCAAAUAAACUGUGGGAAAAACAACAUUGGACAAUCGAGCACUACAGACUUCAAUAAGGGCACUGGAAAAAUGAACCUGCAGCAGUCUCUUCUUCAGGUAUCAGCACCUGUUGAGAAAACUCGUGGAAUCAGCACUUUGACCCGUAUACAUUCAAGGACCGAGCACAUUGAAGCAUGGCGGUGAAGUAUGCUCAACAGAUUUUCUGACAAAGUUCUGUAUAAGUUAACUUUGUUACGCUUCAAACUUGCGAGGAGGAAAAGUUUGUGAAACUUGUGUUUUCUGCGUGCUGCAUUGUUUGGUCACCUUGUUCCUUAUCCCACGGUGAUGAAUUGUGAUAUGCGGCUGACAUUUGAAAGGCAGCAACCCAUGACUGAUUAUGCCUCCAUUUGUGUUUUUCUUGUUUUCAUUUGCAUUAUCAUUUGCUAAUAAUUCUGAUUCUUAAUGCAUGUCUUGCCCCACGCUGCUUAGCCAGCAGCAUUGGCUUUAAGCA
Tripterygium wilfordii is the source of this 2047-nucleotide messenger RNA. RefSeq names its product rho GTPase-activating protein 5. The coding region runs from base 265 to 1740 and encodes 491 amino acids. Gene Ontology annotation, biological process: signal transduction. The record is from RefSeq and is a predicted model, not a curated record. The transcript has 5 exons. NCBI's taxonomy places the organism in Eukaryota, Viridiplantae, Streptophyta, Magnoliopsida, Celastrales, Celastraceae. Gene Ontology annotation, molecular function: GTPase activator activity.